Molecule: messenger RNA, 10577 nt
Organism: Platichthys flesus (European flounder)
Lineage: Eukaryota; Metazoa; Chordata; Actinopteri; Pleuronectiformes; Pleuronectidae
Product: phosphatidylinositol 4,5-bisphosphate 3-kinase catalytic subunit alpha isoform-like
Exons: 26
Coding region: 1829-5035 (1068 amino acids)
Biological process (GO): cell migration; phosphatidylinositol-mediated signaling; phosphatidylinositol 3-kinase/protein kinase B signal transduction
Cellular component (GO): phosphatidylinositol 3-kinase complex, class IB; cytoplasm; plasma membrane
Molecular function (GO): 1-phosphatidylinositol-3-kinase activity; 1-phosphatidylinositol-4-phosphate 3-kinase activity
Source: RefSeq, a predicted model, not a curated record
AGCAUUCGUAUUUGUGAACAGGUGUGCGUAAGUCAUACUGCAAUCACAUCGCCGAAAUGCAAGUGGCGAUGGAAGGUCCAUCCCGGUGUUGAGUGUCUUCCAGAUUCUCUUCCACUUAUUAACUUCACUUCACUAUCCCUAACUCUAUUUCACUUCACUGACUCUAUUCAGACACAAAUUCACCCUCCCCACUUUGCCGAUGGGGGGAUCUCGUAAAGUGUGCACAGGAACACUUUUGGAGUCUCACAGGUAAACAGCACUGGAGCCAAAUCCAAUACAACUGAAGUAACUGGUGACCACCUCUUCAAACAUGAGCAUGGAGGCGUGAGCUUGUGAGUGUCCGUGUGGCUGAACGCCGCUCUAGGCAGGAAGCUAUCAGACGACAUUUAGAUUCUAGGUAUUGUUGUGUUUUUGUUUUUUACAUUUGAAGAAUCAAACCCCAGUAAUUUAAAUUUCACUGGAUUCUUCUGCACCACUGUUUACCCCUGAGACUCCAAAAGUGUUGUGUGGACUCAAACAUUUCAUCCUUCCCUCCAUCAGCAUAGUGGGGAGUAGAUAUUGAGUGAAUUAUUAUUUUUCGGUGAACUAUCCCUUUAAGUUUAGGUAAGGGACCAGGAAAUGAAUUAUGCCAAUGAGUGUCCUCACAACUAUGGAGAGACAAGUGUGUGUUAAUGUUUGUCACCUCUGUGGGGACCUCAGGGCUUUAUAAACACUGAUGGGAUCAUUGGGACAGAAGUUAAUAUCUCAGGUCCUGGUUGAGGUUAGGGCUCAGAUGUGGUUAGGUUAGAUUAAGGUCAGGGUUAGUUAUGGAUUGGUUAUGGUUAAAGUUAGUGGUUAGGUUUUGGUUACUGUUCACAAUGAAUGGAAGUCAGUCAAUGCAAAAUCCUAGGCUUAGUAUGUGUGUUUGUGUUUGUCUAUCUACAGUUGUGAGGGCCAAUUUUGGUUCAAUACCAAGAACAUGUUGGCCUCACAAAUCCAAAGGGCUGUUUGAAAGUCGGAAUCAGGUUUAGGUGAAGGUGAAGGUUAGAGGUAAUGUGUAUAUGUGUAUGUGUGUGUGUAUGUGUAUACGUGUAAGUGUGUGGGUGUGUCGGUGUUAAUGUGCGUGUGUAUAUGUCUAUGUGUGUGUGGGUGUGUGUGCAUCGGUGUGUAAGUGUCAUGGGUGUGUGUGUGUGUGUGAGUGUGUAAGUGUUAAUGUUUAUGUGUGUGUGUGCGUGUAAGUGUGUAAGUGUGUGUCAGAGGAAGGUGAGGGGGGGUGGCUCAGACAGCAGCACUGUGGCCGCUUUGUCGCAUCACUUGUCGGCGGCUCCUCAUCGGAUCCUAAGCGGUUCGUCUUUGGAUCCCCGGCGGCUCCUCAGCGGCUCCUCAUCGGCUCCUCGGCCCCUCAGCAGCCGCCCAAAACAUCCUCAGGUCGGAGCUCUUCUCACCGGACCGCGCCUCCGUUUCUUUCCCUGUCCGCGUACAAACCCCCCCACACAGGAGGGGAUCUGUCGUCGUGGUGGAACAGCGGCUGCACUCACGGACACCACGGCCCCACCGAGGCUGACAGGGGGCGGAUAACCAGCCUGCUCUGCCCGGCGCCGGGAGCCACCGACCGGCCGCUGGGAGCCCGGACACCGGAGGGGGCUGGAGACGCUACAGCUAACUGGGAGACGCCGGGAGAAGGGGGAGGAUCCUCACACCCUCCGCCGCUCUGAAGGGCAGGUUACCCGGCGUGAAGAUGGAUUGAAAGAUGAAGAGUGGAAGGUUCCCAUCAUCCGAAUAAGAGGACUCCUCUGUGAGGGUUUGCUCUGCAGUUUGACUGUGUGACUGAGCUUGGAGUGAGAAGAAGAUGCCUCCCAGGCCGUCCUCAGGGGAGCUAUGGGGCAUCCACUUGAUGCCUCCAAGGAUCUUGGUGGACUGUCUGCUGCCCAACGGGAUGAUCCUGACUCUGGAGUGUCUCCGAGAGGCCACACUCAUCACCAUCAAACAUGAGCUGUUCAAGGAAGCCAGGAAAUAUCCCCUCCACCAACUCCUACAGGAAGAGACAUCCUACAUAUUUGUCAGUGUUACACAGGAAGCGGAGCGGGAGGAGUUCUAUGAUGAGACUCGGAGGUUGUGCGAUCUGCGACUCUUCCAGCCCUUCCUCAAGGUCAUUGAACCAGUAGGCAACAGAGAGGAAAAGAUUCUCAACAGAGAAAUCGGCUUUGCCAUCGGUAUGCCUGUGUGCGAGUUCGACCUUGUGAAAGACCCUGAGGUUCAGGACUUCAGGAGAAACAUCCUGAAUGUUUGUAAAGACUCGGUGGAGCUCAGAGACGCCAGUGGGCCUCACAGCAGAGCUCUGUACGUUUACCCACCCAACAUAGAAUCCACACAGGAACUUCCCAAGCACAUCUAUAGCAAACUGGACAAAGGUCAGAUUAUUGUUGUGAUCUGGGUGAUUGUUUCGCCGAACAAUGACAAACAAAAGUACACACUGAAGAUCAACCACGACUGCGUGCCUGAGCAGGUGAUUGCAGAGGCUAUUCGUAAGAAGACCCGCAGCAUGCUGCUGUCGCCGGAGCAGUUAAAGAUGUGUGUUCAGGAAUACCAGGGUAAAUACAUCCUCAAGGUGUGUGGCUGUGAUGAGUAUCUACUGGAGAAGUACCCCAUCAGUCAGUAUAAGUAUAUCCGCAGUUGCAUCAUGCUGGGCAGGUUGCCUAACCUGAUGCUCAUGGCAAAGGACAGCCUCUACAGCCAGCUGCCAACGGAUAACUUCGUCAUGCCGUCGUACUCCCGACGCAUCUCCACAGCAACUUCCUAUAUGAACGGCGAGGCGGCUGCCAAGUCGCUGUGGACCAUCAACGGAACGCUGAGAAUACGAAUCCUCUGUGCCACAUAUGUUAAUGUCAACAUCCGGGACAUAGACAAGAUUUAUGUCAGGACAGGCAUUUACCAUGGAGGUGAACAGAUGUGUGACAACGUCAACACACAGAGAGUACCCUGCUCCAACCCCAGGUGGAACGAGUGGCUCACAUACGAUAUGUACAUCCCAGACAUCCCCCGCGCUGCCAGACUCUGCCUCUCCAUCUGCUCCGUCAAGGGCCGAAAGGGAGCGAAGGAGGAGCAUUGUCCAUUAGCGUGGGGAAAUGUCAACUUGUUUGACUACACUCAUACUCUAGUGGCCAACAAAAUGGCUCUGAACCUCUGGCCUGUCCCUCAUGGCCUAGAAGACCUCCUCAACCCCAUCGGAGUCACUGGAUCUAACCCCAAUAAGGAAACGCCAUGUUUAGAGCUGGAGUUUGACCACUUCAGUAGUCCAGUCAAAUACCCAGAUAUGAACGCAGUAGAGGAUCACGCAAACUGGACCAUCUCCAGGGAGCUGGGAUUUAACUACAACCUCUCUGGACAGAAUAAUCGUGUGGCCAGGGAUCACGCCCUGACAGACAGCGACACGGAGCAGCUGAGGCAGCUGAGCAACAGAGACCCUCUGUCAGAGAUCACUGAGCAGGAGAAAGACUUCCUCUGGAGACACAGGCACUACUGCAUGAACAUCCCUGAGAUCCUUCCCAAGAUCCUCCUCGCUGUCAAAUGGAACUCCAGGGAUGAAGUAGCACAGAUGUACUGUCUGUUAAAGGAGUGGCCAUCCAUCCGUCCUGAACAGACCAUGGAACUGCUGGACUGCAACUAUCCAGACCCCAUGGUCCGACACUUUGCUGUUCGCUGCCUGGACAAAUACCUGAGCGAUGACAAACUGUCUCAGUACUUGAUCCAGCUUGUACAGGUAUUAAAAUAUGAGCAAUACCUCGAAAAUCCUCUGGCCCGCUUCCUCCUCAAAAAGGCCCUGACCAAUCAAAGGAUUGGACAUUUCUUCUUCUGGCAUCUCAAGUCGGAAAUGCACAAUAAAACCGUGAGCCAGCGGUUCGGGCUGCUGUUAGAGGCUUACUGCCGGGCCUGUGGCAUGUAUCUCAAACACCUGAGCCGUCAGGUAGAGGCCAUGGAGAAGCUCAUAAACCUCACCGACAUCCUCAAACAGGAGAAGAAGGAUGAGACGCAGAAGGUCCAGAUGCGGUUUCUUGUGGACCAGAUGAAGAGGCCGGACUACAUGGACGCGCUCCAGAACUACACCUCUCCUCUAAACCCUGCCCACCAACUGGGAAACCUGAGGUUAGAUGAAUGCAGGAUAAUGUCAUCAGCAAAGAGGCCCUUGUGGCUGAACUGGGAGAAUCCUGACAUCAUGUCCGAGCUCCUCUUUCAGAACAAUGAGAUCAUCUUCAAAAAUGGAGAUGACUUGCGACAGGAUAUGCUGACGUUGCAGAUUAUUAAAAUCAUGGAGAACAUUUGGCAGAAUCAGGGACUGGACCUACGGAUGCUCCCCUAUGGCUGUCUGUCACUGGGAGACUGUGUGGGUCUCAUCGAGGUGGUGCGGAGCUCCCACACCAUCAUGCAGAUCCAGUGUAAAGGAGGUUUGAAGGGAGCCCUGCAGUUCAACUCCAACACUCUGCAUCAGUGGCUCAAGGACAAGAACAAGGGCGAAAUGUAUGACUUGGCUGUGGAUCUGUUUACAAGGUCCUGUGCAGGCUACUGCGUAGCUACAUUUAUCCUUGGGAUAGGAGACAGGCACAACAGCAACAUUAUGGUCAAAGAUGAUGGACAGCUGUUUCAUAUAGAUUUUGGUCACUUUCUGGAUCACAAGAAGAAGAAAUUUGGCUACAAGAGAGAGCGAGUGCCCUUCGUUCUGACUCAGGACUUUCUCAUCGUCAUCACCAAGGGAUCCCAGGAGUGCACGAAGACCAAAGAGUUUGAGAGGUUCCAGGAGAUGUGUUAUAAAGCCUACCUGGCCAUCCGGCAGCACGCUAACCUCUUCAUCAACCUGUUCUCCAUGAUGCUGGGCUCUGGCAUGCCUGAGCUGCAGUCAUUUGACGACAUCGCCUACAUCAGAAAGACUCUGGCUCUGGAGAAGAGUGAGCAGGAGGCCUUGGACUACUUUAUGAAACAGAUGAACGAUGCUCACCACGGAGGGUGGACGACUAAGAUGGACUGGAUAUUCCACACAAUUAGACAGCAUGCACUAAACUGAUCUCCUGCGGGACAAUCCUACAAUGGAGAAUUGACUUCUGUCAGCGUGAGUCCUUCAAGGAGCUUCAGUGCUGUUACAUCCAACAUUACCAACAGCUCACUGACGAGGAAAGUUCCAUUUCGGUUCAUAUUUUAACAGGGUUUCUUUCUUGGCAUGAUCAUGUGACGAUGCUCUCCCUGGAAGCGAGUUUCCUUUCUGUCCUGGUGAAGAUAUGGCCGUCCUGGCCUCAUGCUUGUGUCCAUGGCUACUUGGCUUCCUUUGUUUUCUUGCCAAACACGAUCAGACUUGGGUUCUAAGGAAACGUUACCUCUUACUCAGCUUCCUCUGGAGGAAACACAAAUUGGACAAAACAGCAUAAAGUCAACGUUUGUGCUGAAUUAUAAAUGUAGCCACUUGCUGCACUUUUGUCGCUGCACUGUGGCUCCACCGCAGACAGGCGGUGCUUGAGAAACCCUUUUUUAAUCUUAGCACUGCUGAGGACGCAGUGGGCACAUGAACUGUCUAAAUGAUCUGACACGUGCAGGAUAACACGUGCAAGACUACCACUUCAGAGUCUUCCACAAUCUUCGCCCCCUCUGAGGAAUCUUCAGAGUUUCGAAACUGCCCUGCAGCAGAGUGUGUGUGUAGUGCACAGCUCUGCAGUCUCCCAUCAAAGAAGCAGCACUCCACUCACGGGAAAAGACGCUUUUAAACUCCUGCAUAAACUUCAGGGUGAUGAUGCCUCUCCAUCAAAAACAGCACUUAGAACUACCAGAAUAAUAUUCAGAUUUAUUAUGACCUAUUUACAUUUAUUUAUGUAUCUAGUUUCUCUCAGUUUCUACAGGGGAAAUCCCUGAAUCCACUCUCCACACAUCAUUGUUUGUGUAGAUGUAUUAGGAGUUUUCUUUUUAUUUCUCUUUACCUGUUUACAGCUUCCUCUGGCUCCUGCAGCUGCAACGGCUUCCCCCCGGUUUUCUCAACUCAUUCGUAAACAAAGACUUCUAAUCUUCUCUUUUUUGUUCGGUCACUUUCAAGUUCAUCUGAUUUCACUGUGACAGAAGCCCAAUUUGUGUCAUUGUGGCUCGUUUGCAGCCCCAUUAUGAAAUCUAAACAUUAAUUUGUAUUGGAAUGAGAAGAGCAAAAGUGCCACUCUCCCAUUUUUUUGGAUAAUGGGACUUGUUUUGUAUGCCUCUGGUUGUUUGAAUGUCAGCGAGCAGGGGCCCAGGGUCACGUCUUCCUGUUGAUAAAAUGCCUUGGCGUCACAGCACAACAUUCUACGACACUGCACAUAUCAUUAAUCUCCUACAAACUCUGCCUGAGCAAGUUGUAGGCAGCAAACAGCAGCAGCACUAUUAACAUGAAGCAUGGCAGUUUGUAAGAAAAUGCUAGAUUUGACCUUCACUGGGGUUUUAUUUGUACUGUAUUUCUAACUGUGUCAGGUGGAGGAUCUUCAUCCCGUCCCCCAUUAGAAUUUCUUUGAAAUGUUGACUCAUGGACAAAGUGCAUUUGAACUUGUCAAUGGACAACGUUCCUCUGAGCCUGAAGCCCUGGUUGUAUUUGAGCCCCGCCUCCUCUCGACAGAUACUGUGAAAGCCAAUGCUCUUUUUAUAUAUUUGUUUCAGACAGAAACAUUUGAUCAUGUGGGUUUUUGAAAGUGUUAAAGUCACAGUGAAACUGUCGUUAGAGCGUCUGUGAAGCAGCAUGUGGGGAAAGGUUUUGAAUGAAUUUGAAGAGCGACACAGGAGUGUUGAUCUCAAUGACUUUGGAUCCAGCUACAUUCUGGUAAUGUAAACAAAGUCUUGCCAACUGAAAAUCCAUAAACACAUGGAGGCAGAGUUGAGCAGAGUUCACUCACAUUUCAUUAAAUGAAUGUGUGCAUAUGCUCCUGACUUUAAAUCACAAUGUUGCACAGCAAGACAACUGAGAAAGUAUUUUAAUGUAAAAAAUAAGAUAACACAAUUGACACAGAGUUUUAAUUGAAUUGAAUUUGUAUGUCUCUGUUUUAAAAGCAGACUGUAGCUGGCUGCUCUCUGGAGAUGAGUAGAGAUGAUUUAAAAAAAGGUGCACAGACAGUUUCUGUGUUGAGAACCUGUUGGAAGCUGUGUGGUUCCCUCAGGAGGGAGAGAAGAUGUUUGUGUGCAUGGCUUAAUCAACCCUAUAUUAUGAAGCUCUUGUCCAUGGAAAGGAAAGUCUGCACUUUUCCAGUUCAACUGUUGAUUGUAUUGAAAAGCUAAAGUCGUGGUCUGUUGUGAUGUGUGUGUGUGACGUCGUAUUUCUGCAGAUUUAAUGGCUAGAAUGUAUUUAACCACUAACACAGACCUGACGUGCACUUCUAUGAUUUCUCCUCGGCCACGUUCUCCUCCUCAAGUCAGAUGCAGUGCCACUGAGCGUGGUCUGUUGUUGCUACGCCGUUCAUUUGCCAUUUUUACUCUAACGUGCCAAACCAGGUCUGAGAACGUGAGGCCUGUGAAAGUCAAUGCUGGACUUGCAUCAUGCAGUUAAGUCAUAUCAGUUAGAUACUAUCUUUUUAAGAAUUGGGAAGUUGGUGUUUUCAUGCCUUUUUGUUUUGAAGGACUCUGUGAGAGUAACGAUAGCCUAGUGUGCAUGUCUCCAGGCAGCGUAACCACCAUGUAGGGUGACCAUUCAGAAGUGUGUAUGUGCAGUAACAGUGUUUUUCUAUAGGAGGCUUCUUGUGUGACAAACCCUAGAGUGUUUAUAGAGAUGGACGACGCAGCUCCACUUCCUCCCACUGUCCUGAAAUGUCCCGAAUGUGAAUUGCAGCUGGGGCAGUGCGGUUCCCCCCCCCGAAACAUGAGCUCAACCAAUCGUGAGUCAGUCUCUGUCCAUGUCAAUUAUGAUGUUUCACUCUGUUUUCCAGCAUCAGAAAACUAUUUCAAUCCAAACGUAACAAGCAAAGCAUCAAUCGACGAGCUACCUAAAACAUUCACCAUAUUAAAAACAAUAUUAAUUUGAUGUUUAUUUUGACUUGUUGCUCGCAUUGAAGAGGUGGGAUGUGUGAGCUGUACUGCAGCCAGCCACAAGGGGGCGAUAGAGACAUUUUGGCUUCAUUUUUGUGGAGCUGUCAUGUCAUCCAUCUUUAUGAACAGUCUCUGUGACAAACCUGUGGUGUUGUUAGAAUUAUUCUCUUUUGCCAUGUAUCCUCUAAUUGGUUAGUAUGAGUGUGGGUGUGUGUGUGUGUGUGUGUGUGUGCAUCAAUUACCCGUCUGUACAGGUUGCAGAGCUUCAUUGGCAGGUCCCAGUGAAAAUGUGUGUAUGUGUGUGUGUGUGUGUCUGUGUGUGUGUGUGUGUAUAUGUCCAUGUGUGUGAUGACACUGAACUGUUGCAGUGAUGGUGUCUCUAAAUGUUUUUAUUUCUGUGCCACAGAAACGCUUCAGGAACAAACACAAAAGAAGGGAAACGUUUUUUUUUAGUUUUUCUGUUUUCGUGCUUCAGUUGUUAAUGUUUUACUUGAAAUGUCAUGAAUCAGAUCCGCAGCUGUGUUGGUUUAGAGUUCAGGUGCGGGGGGGUGAGGUAUCUACCCUGUGAGAGUGUGUGUUGUGUGAUGUAUGUGAGAAGGUUGAAGCGUUUGUGUACUGGUUUUUUGUUUGAUACUGGUCGUGGGUUUCAUCUGUGCCACAGUCGUGAAAUUCAGGAGUCAAAUAGCAGCUUCUUCUUGAACUAGUGAAGCACUGAGGUUGAAGUAGGAACCGUGAUGAAUCUGAUCUGAGACCUUCAGCCUCAUAAUCAUGUGAAUGAGCACUGAAGCGAUGUGGCACAACUUUUCGUUUGUUUGAUUGAUGGAAAUUCUCCUGGUCGCAGACUGGGAGCUGAAUUGGUGCAGGGUUUCCUUAGACUAGAUUUAACUCUGAUGUUCCCAUAAUGAAAACACUGGUCAUAUUAACAAACCUGCUCGGUUGGUCACAGGGUCACUUUAACAACAGUCUGCAGCAGUGUGAGCUUCACACAGUGAUGCUCAUUGACAGACUAUUAACAGAGAGAGGAGGACCACACUCACUUUGUCUCUGCGAGUACAAUCACAUCGUCUGACCUUUGAUUCCGUUGAUCGACAUGAUGUUAUGAUUGAAAAAGAAACAUCAGACACAAACACACAAACACACAAAGAGAAAAGUGCAAUUUAAUGUAUGUAAUAUCCAAUCGGGUAAAUAUCACCUCUGUUGUUUUUAAUGAAUGUCGGACGAGUCUUUAUUCCUGGAUGUGUCUGUUUCUGAUGAAUGUGUGUUCACGUUAUUUUGUAUGAAUAUGUGGCCUGAUAUUUAGUGUAUACGACGGCUUAUCUGUUUGUGUGUUUUUACUGUAGAAGCGUUAUGUUAUCAAAACUAACAGUUUAUUAUUUUGUUCUUAUCCAGCCUCGAAUGGGCUUUAAACGGAUUUAACCUUGAGGGUUUAAAACUCCGGCAACAAAAAAAAAACUACCUAAGAACAAAUACGAUGAAUCCUCCAAAUUACUGAUGAGUCUUCAUCUCGAUCGUCCCAGAUUCUCACUUUGAACGAGGAACAUAGACUGAAUGUUCUGUGGCUUCAUGUUCCUCUCUGUCCGCAGUACUAUAAACUAACACAGUAUAAUUCCAUACCAUGCUGUCAGAACCUUAACCUAUACUAUGAAUGAAUGUAACGGGCCAAUGUGUUGUUUCUCACUGCCUAUACCUGCAUGAGAUUGGGUAAAGAUGAAUAUUCUUCCUCCUGCUAUACUUGUUUUUUACUUUAGUCUGCUAUGCAGCCAUACAGAUGUUUAUGAAUGAAUGCCUUAAGUUUGCUCCCUGUAGGAACAGUUUCUAGGACAAACUCAUUUUCACGAUAACCUGCGUUUUCUUAUUUAUACCUGUAUAUGAUUGUGUUUCAGUUUGGCUCCCUGGUCCCAGAGUAAAGGUUUGUACCCUGACUGACUGACUGGCUGCUCAUCUGAUUGUUCUGUGAAGAUGUACAAAUAAAUUUGUUAAACAUUCACCCGGCCGUGUUUGCUCGUGCACAGUUUGACUCUACAGCAGGCUUCUUCAUACACGUUUCACCUGACUGAAACAUGGACGGUUUAAUUGAGAGUAAGAUGGAAGAAGAUUCUUGAUUUCUCUUUAACACUGUAAGAUUAGAGAGUGAAUUCCUAAAAAGAAGAAUUCAGGGAAUUGGUUAUUUUCCUGGAGACGUGAACAUGAGCUGUGGAGCAUUUCUCCUCGUGGUCAAUGAACUGUAUUUAUGCAGUUUCCCAGAUUCAUCCACGUGGAGCUCAUGAGCCCAUCAGCGCACUGGUUCAUGCAGCACGGGUACGACCUUGGACCCUCAGGAUCCAGACUAUGGCCGGGGAUCAAACCACCGACCUUCUGGUAGGUGGACAUGCUUUCUACCUCCUGAGCCGUCAGUGUCACUCAACAGGAACGUAGGUCAUGUUGCAUUCUUAUGAUUGAUCCCUAAAGGAUGUCAUGGGACACAUUCUUUUAAAAGCUGAUUUAUUGUUUGUUUUUAUGGAAACAGGAGAGUAUAGAGGAAGAAGAACAUUUCAAAUUAGCACAGAGAGCGAAGUUUUAUUUCAUCAUCUUUGUAGAAUGUGUCU